AUGGCCAUAAAACCAGCCGAGGAGGCUUUAGACGAGCUAAAAUACCAGACAUGGGUCUUGAAAGUCUCAAUCCACUGUGAGGGCUGCAAGAAGAAAGUCAAGAAAGUUCUUCAAAGCAUUGAUGGUGUUUAUAAGACAGAAGUUGAUUCUUAUCAGCAUAAGGUCACUGUAACUGGCAACGUGGACGCUCAGACUCUGAUCAAGAAGCUGAUGAGAUCAGGGAAAUACGCUGAGCUUUGGCCUCAAAACUCUGAGAAUAAGGAGAAAAACUCCGGAAAAUCCAAGAAGAAUGGCAAGCAGAAGAGCCCUAAAGAUGUCCAAGAAGUUGGUGGUGAUGACCAUCAUCAGAAAAGUACUCAAGCAGAAAAGCCUGAAACGGAUGCUAAAAGUAGUGUUGGAAUCGGUGGUGAUGAUCAAGACUCAGAUGCUGAAAGCGAUGAUGCUGGCGUAGAAAGUGCUGCUCUUGUUGCUGCGGCUGCUGGGGGUGGUGGCAGUGGCAAAAAGAAGAAAAAGAAGAAGAAAAAGCCAAACGGCAAUUCUAGCAACGGCGCCAAUGGUGAUAAUUCUGGUGGUGUACCGGCCGAUAGUAUGGGGCCUUCCAUGGCUGCUCUUGACUCAGCUCCAUCUAUGCCGCCCUUGAUGAGUCACAGCCCUCCACAACAGCAUGUAUACACGUAUCCACCAAUGUAUUAUCCACCUCCUCCAGUUUAUGGAAUAAAUUACAACACAGCAUAUCGUAGUGGCAGUGAGUCCUAUUAUGCACAUCCCAUGCACGCUCAUCAUAUUCACUAUCACCAGGAGAGGUACCAGCCACCAGCUCCACCCUUCGAUCCAAUCAAUGAGUUUGGUGAUGAUGAUAAUGAGACCGGGUGCUCAGUUAUGUGA
Messenger RNA from Dovyalis caffra, 885 nucleotides. The record is from the annotation of a GenBank genome assembly. NCBI's taxonomy places the organism in Eukaryota, Viridiplantae, Streptophyta, Magnoliopsida, Malpighiales, Salicaceae.